GCAGAGGGCGCCGGGCACUGGGCUCCGCGGAGCGAGCGAACUAGCAAGCGGUCAGCGCCGAGCCAGAGCGGGUGACGCCGGCAUGGCCCCCGCAGCGACGUCGGGUGGCAGCAGCCUGCCCAGCGGCUUCUCCGUCUUCAUCACUUUCCCCGAUUUGCUCUUCAUCUUUGAGUUUGUCUUCGGGGGUCUGGUCUGGAUCCUCAUCGCUUCUUCCCUGGUGCCCAUCCCCCUGGUGCAGGGUUGGGUGAUGUUUGUGUCUGUGUUCUGCUUCGUGGCCACUACCUCCCUGCUCGUCCUGUACAUCAUGGGCGCCCACGGAGGAGAGAGUUCUUGGAUCACUCUGGAUGCAGCCUACCACUGCACCGCUGCUCUGUUUUACCUCAGCGCCUCGGUCCUGGAAGCCCUGGCCACCAUCUCCAUGCGGGACGGCUUCACCUACAAGCACUACCAUGAAAACAUCGCGGCUGUGGUGUUCUCCUACGUAACCACUCUGCUCUACGUGGUCCAUGCCGUGUUCUCUUUGAUCAGAUGGAAAUCGUCAUAAAGUGGCAGAAGCACCUGAGCUGAAAACCCUGACAGUGUGAACCGACUGGCCCACCUUCCAGUGCAACACUUUACAAUGCAGAAGUGCUCCUGACAGUGGGAAAAAUAAAACAAGCCCACACAUACA
This is a messenger RNA of Ochotona princeps (American pika), 670 nucleotides long. It is a transcript of the gene MAL, whose product is annotated as mal, T cell differentiation protein. Gene Ontology annotation, biological process: myelination. The record is from RefSeq and is a predicted model, not a curated record. The coding region runs from base 83 to 544 and encodes 153 amino acids. Gene Ontology annotation, molecular function: structural constituent of myelin sheath. Gene Ontology annotation, cellular component: membrane. The transcript has 4 exons. NCBI's taxonomy places the organism in Eukaryota, Metazoa, Chordata, Mammalia, Lagomorpha, Ochotonidae.